Osmerus eperlanus (European smelt) is the source of this 5069-nucleotide messenger RNA. RefSeq names its product ATPase phospholipid transporting 8B5b (gene atp8b5b). Gene Ontology annotation, cellular component: trans-Golgi network; plasma membrane. NCBI's taxonomy places the organism in Eukaryota, Metazoa, Chordata, Actinopteri, Osmeriformes, Osmeridae. The record is from RefSeq and is a predicted model, not a curated record. Gene Ontology annotation, biological process: phospholipid translocation; Golgi organization. Gene Ontology annotation, molecular function: ATP binding; magnesium ion binding; ATPase-coupled intramembrane lipid carrier activity.
UUCCUUUAACCGCCUGAACCCGUGGUCCUCCCAAUGCCCAGCCUCUUAACACCCCAGCUCCAGGAUUCUCCCUGACUGCCUCCCUGCCUGCCUGCCCGCCACCUGGGGCGCCAAGAGAAGCUCUUCGUGUGGGUCGGUUUCACCUGUGUGCGUCCAGGGUGGAUAGAGCUGAACCGACACCUUGGUUUCCUGGAGGGGAGGGUGACGAGGGAGAAGACAGAGGUGCAGCAGGGCUCGUGUCCCAGUCUCUCACCCCUUCUUUUGAACUUGGCCGUCUGUUUGUUUACCUGUGUUCCUGGGGGACCGGGAAAUCACUUUUCUUUUUUUUUAUCUCAGGUGUGAUGAGGCAGAGUUGAGACCUGGAGAUGGGCUCUCUGUUGUCAUUGUUUGGGCUGGACUGUGGCCAGAACAAGAACCCAGAGGUGGAGAGACACCUGAAGGCUAACGACCGGCCGUUUAACCUGUCGUACAAAUACGCUAAUAAUGCCAUCAAAACGUCCAAAUACAACAUCAUCACCUUCCUGCCUCUCAACCUGUUCGAGCAGCUCCAGAGGCUGGCCAACGCCUACUUCCUGUUCCUGCUCUGUCUCCAGCUCAUCCCAGAGAUCUCCUCCCUGUCCUGGUUCACCACGGUGGUUCCCCUCCUGCUGGUGCUCUCCAUGACAGCGGCCAAGGACGGUUCGGAUGACUUUAACAGGCACAAGAGUGACCGUCAGGUCAACAACAGGAAGGUGAACGUUCUCAUAGACGGAGAGCUGAGAAGUGAGAAAUGGAGGGAUGUUCAAGUUGGUGACAUCAUCAAGCUGGAGAACAAUCAGUUUGUGACGGCUGAUCUCCUGCUGCUGUCCAGCAGUGAGCCGCUCAAUCUGGUCUACAUAGAGACGGCCGAACUGGACGGGGAGACUAACCUGAAGGUGAAACAAGCCCUGACAGUGACUGGCGAGCUGGGAGAUGACAUCCAGAAGCUGGCCAACUUCACCGGCGAGGUGCGCUGUGAGGCCCCUAACAACCGGCUGGACCGGUACACCGGCACUCUGAGCCUGGAGGGGGAGACCCACUCCCUGGACAACGAGAGGGUCCUGCUGCGAGGCUGCACCCUGAGGAACACAGAGUGGUGCUUCGGCCUGGUGGUGUUUGGAGGCCCUGACACCAAGCUGAUGCAGAACUGUGGGAGGGCCACGUUCAAACGGACCAGCAUCGACCACCUCAUGAACGUACUGGUGCUGGGUGGAAUCUUCGGCUUCCUGGCGUUCAUGUGUGCGAUCCUGGCAGUGGGGAACGGCAUCUGGGAGCAGCAGGAGGGCUCGGUGUUCUCCGCCUUCCUCCCCCGCCUGGACGGCGUCAACGCUGCCUUCUCCGGCUUCCUCACCUUCUGGUCCUACGUCAUCAUCCUCAACACCGUGGUGCCCAUCUCGCUCUACGUCAGCGUGGAGAUCAUUCGGCUGGGAAACAGCUUCUACAUUAACUGGGACAGGAAGAUGUAUUACCCCAAGAGUGACACCCCUGCGGAGGCGAGGACCACCACGCUGAACGAGGAGCUGGGCCAGAUCAAGUACAUCUUCUCAGACAAGACGGGCACGCUCACCCAGAACAUCAUGACCUUCAACAAGUGCUCCAUCAACGGAAGAUCUUUCGGGGAGCUGUUUGACUUCGCUGGACAGAGAGUGAGAUCACUGAGACCGGAAGACGGAGAGAGUGACUUCUCCUGGAACAAGCUAGCCGACCCCAAGUUCCACUUCCACGACCACAGCCUGGUGGAGGCGGUGAGGGAGGGCUCUCCUGAGGCUCAGGUCUUCUUCCGCCUGCUGGCGCUCUGUCACACAGUCAUGGCAGAGGAGAAGAAGGAGGGAGAGCUGUUCUACCAGGCCCAGUCUCCAGAUGAGGCUCUGGUCACGGCGGCCAGGAACUUCGGCUUCGUGUUCCGUUCCCGGACGCCGGAGACGAUCGUGGCGAUGGAGAUGGGCUCCGAGGUCACCUACGAGCUGCUGGCCGUGCUGGACUUCAACAACGUCCGCAAGAGGAUGUCCGUCAUCGUACGCAGCCCGGAGGGAAGGUUCAUCCUGUUCUGCAAGGGGGCCGACACCAUCAUCUACGAGAGACUCCACUCCUCCUGCAACAAGCUGAUGGAGGUCACCACCGGCCACCUCAAUGAGUAUGCGGGGGAGGGCUUGCGCACACUGGUGCUGGCCUAUAAGGACCUCGACAGUGCCUACAUGAAGGAGUGGAGAAGGCGCCACCAUGAGGCCAGCGUCGCCAUGGACCAGAGAGAGGAGAAGCUGGACCUCCUCUACGAGGAGAUAGAGAAGGACCUGAUGCUUUUAGGAGCCACUGCAGUAGAAGACAAGUUACAGGACGGCGUACCACAGACGAUUGAGCAGCUGUCGAAAGCAGACAUCAAGAUCUGGGUGCUGACUGGAGAUAAGCAGGAGACGGCGGAGAACAUCGGGUACUCCUGCAACAUGCUGAGGGAGGAGAUGAAGGAGGUGUUCGUGGUCGCGGCCAACACGGCCGAGGAAGUCAAGCAGGAGCUGCAGAGCGCCCGUAGGAGGAUGUGUCCAGAGGGGCCGGAGGAGCCCGGCAUCAGCACAGGACGGGCGGGGCUGUUUGGUGUUCAGAAGAGGACCACGGUGGAGGACGACAAGGUGGAUGGAGAUUACGGCCUGGUGAUCAACGGACACAGUCUGGCCUAUGCCCUGGAGAAGAGCCUGCAGAUGGAGCUCCUGAGGACAGCCUGCAUGUGUCAGGCGGUGAUCUGCUGCCGGGUGACCCCCCUGCAGAAGGCUCAGGUGGUGGAGCUGGUGAAGAAGUACAAAGCAGGCCAUCACCCUCGCCAUCGGAGACGGGGCCAACGACGUCAGCAUGAUCAAAGCGCAGAGACGGCGGAGAACAUCGGGUACUCCUGCAACAUGCUGAGGGAGGAGAUGAAGGAGGUGUUCGUGGUCGCGGCCAACACGGCCGAGGAAGAGGAUGUUGUCCAGAGGGGCCGGAGGAGCCCGGCAUCAGCACAGGACGGGCGGGGGCUGUUUGGUGUUCAGAAGAGGACCACGGUGGAGGACGACAAGGUGGAUGGAGAUUACGGCCUGGUGAUCAACGGACACAGUCUGGCCUAUGCCCUGGAGAAGAGCCUGCAGAUGGAGCUCCUGAGGACAGCCUGCAUGUGUCAGGCGGUGAUCUGCUGCCGGGUGACCCCUCUGCAGAAGGCCCAGGUGGUGGAGCUGGUGAAGAAGUACAAGCAGGCCAUCACCCUCGCCAUCGGAGACGGGGCCAACGACGUCAGCAUGAUCAAAGCCGCCCACAUCGGCGUGGGCAUCAGCGGGCAGGAGGGCAUGCAGGCGGUGCUGUCCAGCGACUUCUCCUUCGCCCAGUUCCGCUACCUGCAGCGCCUCCUGCUGGUGCACGGGCGCUGGUCCUACCUGCGCAUGUGCAAGUUCCUCAGCUACUUCUUCUACAAGAACUUCACCUUCACCUUCGUCCACUUCUGGUACGGCUUCUUCUGCGGCUUCUCGGCCCAGACCGUAUAUGAUGAAUGGUUCAUCACCCUGUAUAACCUGGCGUACACAGCCCUGCCUGUCCUGGGACUGAGCCUGUUUGACCAGGAUGUGAACGACCGCUGGAGUAUGCAGUACCCCCAGCUCUACUCCCCCGGCCAGCUCAACCAGUACUUCAGCAAGAAGGCCUUCGUCCGCUGCGUGGCUCACAGCUGCUACAGCUCCAUGGUGCUCUUCUUCAUCCCCUACGCCGCCAUGUACGACACGGUCCGAGACGACGGCAAGGACAUCGUGGACUACCAGUCCUUCGUGCUGGCUCAGACCUGCCUGCUCAUGGCCGUCAACUUCCAGGUCUGUCUUGAUAUCCACUACUGGACGGCUGGGAACCAGUUCUUCGUGUGGGGCAGUCUGUCUGUGUAUUUUGCCGUCACCUUCACCAUGUACAGCAACGGCAUGUUCCUCAUCUUCACGUCCUCCUUCCCCUUCAUCGGCACGGCCAGGAACUCCCUCAACCAGCCCAACGUGUGGUUCACCAUCUUCCUCACCUCCAUCCUGUGUGUCCUUCCUGUCGUGGCGUACCGCUUCCUGCUUCUCCAGCUGUGGCCCACCGUCAACGAGAAGGUGAGGUACAAGGUGAGGCAGGCCAAGGCGAUGCCGGCUCCUCCCCCUCGCCGCAUCCCCACCCGACGCAUCAGCACCCGUCGCUCUGGUUACGCCUUCUCACACGCUAAGGGCUACGGUGACCUGGUGACCUCCGGACGCUUCCUGCUGCGGAGGCCUCAGAAGAGCCGGCCAGCGCUGUUCACCCAGACAGACUCCCCGCUGUACCAGAACCAGCCUCAGCUGUACCGGACCAUCACCGAGGAGCCCGAGGAGCCACAGAGCCCCUAGUGGCCGGGAGGGGAACAACGAGGUGGACACGACACCUCCUCACCUGGACCAACAGUUCUGUUGAGAAACACUUGAAACAGAGUUGGGUUCCUGGUGAUGCCAUGAGAUUCUAUGCCUGUGUUCUAACGCAGGAUGCCCAGACACAUCUGAGAUGAAUGCUUGAUAGCAGUUUUAUCCUGCUGAAUGGAUGUUUAGGUAUUAGCAACUGUGAAAACGAUGAGCUGUGACCGUUUCAGUCAAGGAAUUGUUAAACAUCACAAUGAUUUGAUUUGUUGAUUUAUAUUAUGGGUUUUUACGAAUGCUAUCGUAAUGUUAGGAUUUGCUAAUUGGGAAGGACACAACCGCUUUGAAGGGAUGUUUAGUAAUCUUAUUACUUACUAUCAAUCAUUUGUAGCUCGAAUAAUUUGCUUCUUCCGCUGAUGUGUGUUGUGUCUGUUCGGUUCUCAGGGUGGAAUUAUUUGUCAGGAAAUGUGUCUAGUUUAUCAAUAAUUUUACACUUGAUUUGCACUAAUCCGUUUACAUCAUUAUUUGUAUUGCUAGAUUUUUCGCUAGUUUCAAAUUAUUCAUAAUUACUGUCAUUGCGUGUGUAAUUGUAUUGUUUUAUUUUGUUUUGAUCAGACGCAAAUUAAUUGUAGGCUAUGUACUGUUUUGAGGAUGAACUACCUAAAUAAACAUUUCUUAUUUUUUGUA